Leptidea sinapis is the source of this 957-nucleotide messenger RNA. Its product is annotated as ribosomal RNA processing protein 36 homolog. Gene Ontology annotation, biological process: maturation of SSU-rRNA from tricistronic rRNA transcript (SSU-rRNA, 5.8S rRNA, LSU-rRNA). Gene Ontology annotation, cellular component: nucleolus; 90S preribosome. The coding region runs from base 182 to 892 and encodes 236 amino acids. The transcript has 4 exons. NCBI's taxonomy places the organism in Eukaryota, Metazoa, Arthropoda, Insecta, Lepidoptera, Pieridae. The record is from RefSeq and is a predicted model, not a curated record.
GUUGUUUACAGCUCUACUCUUGUAGGUAUUUUUCUAAUUUCUGUAUUGAAAAAUAAAUUUUACAUUAUAUGAUUGUAACUUAAUUUAUUUCCACAAUCCGAACCCUUAUCUUCAAUCCCCUAUUUAAAAAAUUUAAAUUAAUGGCAAGACUGUAUAAAAUUUACCGAUUAAUAUAAAAAAUAUGAGUUCUGAAGAAGAUAACGAAAGUUUUGAUGAGGAUAGUAUUGAAAGGGAUUCCAUUAGAAAAGAAUUAUCCUCAAUGUCAUUUGAAGAUCUACAAAAGCUGAAGGAAAAAAUUGGAGCUAAAGUAUACAAGGAAGUUGUAUUUGGUAAUAGUAAUGUGGAAAAUAAACAAAAAAUUUUUAAAAGGGAAAAUAAAAACAGACCACGUGAAGUAAGUGCCAAAAAGCCUGUACGAAUGCAAUUAGACAUUGCACCUGUGAAGAAAAAAGAAGCACGAGAUCCAAGAUUUGACCCACUUUGUGGAGAAUUUAACAAAAAGCAAUUUUCACAAGACUAUGGUUUCUUAUCUGAUGUCCGAAUAAAUGAUAUAAAGGCAAUAAAAACAGAAUUAAGGCAAACAAAAGAUCUAGAGAAAGAAUUAAAACUGAGAAGGCUGCUUCAAAGGCUUAAAGAUCAGGAUAGAGCUAGUAAGAAAGAUAAGACAGAAAGAGAGAGAAAACAGAAGGAAAUUGAAACUGUUGAAGACGAAUUUAAGCAAGGAAGGCAACCACACUUUAAAAACAAAUCUGAAAUGCGAGUUGAGUCCCUAGUGAAGCAGUAUGAAGAUCUGAAGAGGAAAGGAACCGGCAGGGUACAAAGACAUCUGAAGAGACGACAACAGAAGAUAAAGAAGAAAUCUACUAGGACACCAGCAGUUGGAAUUGAUUAAAAAAAGUAUUGUAAUAAAUUGUUGUUAAACUUUUAACUUUUAUUAAAUUUAUUUAACAAAGGAAA